CCCUCAAAGAUCACAGGUACAGUGUAACUCACGGGUAAAGGAACCAGGUACAAGGAUAAGACUGAAUCAGAUCAGAGGGUGGAUUUCAAACUUCAAAAUGUUUAUGAUUCGUUCAUCUCAACUMCAGUCCGUUCAGAAGUAUUCUGGGGUCUUUUCUACUGGUUACAUCCCGUCCCAGUUGGUAUUUGGUCCCUAUGACGGCCCUCUUAAUAUGGCUUUAAAGACGCGUGACGACAAACACCUUGAUUAUAUAUUAGAGGUUACUUACAAGAAUGGAGAGUUGGUUUGGGUGACYGACCGUCAGCUGUCCUGGGUUCCAUUCAUGAGGUUUGCACGCACGGACAGAGAGCAAAACAUCGAGUUGUUCUGGUAUGAGGGAAGCUUCUUCUUCAGGACCACCAGGGGRGUAGUGAAGGGMGAUGAAUUGGUCGUUUGGCCAUCGUCAAGAAUGAGCAAACGUAUUGGUGUUUCUGRAGUGAAAAUUCAYCAAAUYAAAAUAAACGGUGAGAGUUGCUUAAUUCAGACGAUAAAAGACCUUAUUAUAUAUAUGCCAUUUUGA
Exaiptasia diaphana is the source of this 559-nucleotide messenger RNA. RefSeq names its product PR domain zinc finger protein 8. Gene Ontology annotation, cellular component: nucleus. NCBI's taxonomy places the organism in Eukaryota, Metazoa, Cnidaria, Anthozoa, Actiniaria, Aiptasiidae. Gene Ontology annotation, biological process: regulation of DNA-templated transcription. Bases 98 to 559 code for a protein of 153 amino acids. The record is from RefSeq and is a predicted model, not a curated record. The transcript has 3 exons.